CCUGUAUAUUGGGGAGACUAAACAACCACUACACAAACGCAUGGCUCAACACAGAAGGGCCAACUCCUCAGGUCAAGACUCUGCAGUCUACUUGCAUCUGAAGGACAGAGGAGACUCAUUUGAGGACCACCUGGUGCACAUUUUAGACAGAGAAGAUGGAUGGUUUGAAAGAGGUGUCAAGGAAGCCAUCUACACCAGGGUUGAGAAGCCGUCAUUGAACAGGGGAGGGGGUCUACGCCACCACUUAUCCCCCACUUACAAUGCUGUCCUUUCAUCACUUCCCAGGAAACUCAACAAACGUAACCUAUUGGCCUCAGGUGAAGAUACCAACGAGGGUCGUUCAGUUCAUCUCUAAGGGAAAAGCAAAUAUGAAACAGGUACUACUGUCAUGCACAUUCAUCUGAAAAGGCAUACGUUAAUGCUAGGGGAGGAACGUUCCAAAUCUUCUCGACAGCAGUCAAUUAGUGAAUUCACCAAACGCCCUGCAGUAACAGAGAAAAGACGGCUGCAACUCAGCAAUUUUCUGGUGAAUUUCAGAGUCAAAGAUAAUAGACCUUUAGCUGCAGUACAUGGAGAAGGCUUCAGAGAAAUACUGCAUUUUUUUGAACCAGGCUAUGUUGUCCCAUCUUACAACACACUGUGGAAUGCUAUUAAACACCAAUACGACAGCCUGCGUGAAAAUAUGUUGAAGGAAAUGAAAGGCAAGCGUGUGCACUAACAACUGACCUGUAGACAUCCUCCACCAUGGAGCCGAACAUUUCGGUAAAUGCUCACUACAUUACAGACACAUGGGAGCUGAAGGCCCGUGUGUUGUGUACAGCUAUGAUGCCAGAGAGACAUACUGGUGCCAACAUUGCCAAUCGUCUGUCUGAGAUAAUCAAGGAAUGGGGCAUACUGGUGUUUUUGCACAGUCCAUGAUAAUGCCAGCAACAUGAACUUAGCCAUGGAGCUAUGUGAAAUGUUUCCAAAAGAUCUGGGAUGCACCGGGCACACUCUCCAACUGGCAAUAAAGGCUGGAUUAGUCUUACCUGAUGUGAUGAAGGCUAUCGACGCAGCAAGGAGAGUUGUCAGCCACUUUCGCCACUCAGCAGUGGCCACUUGCGCCCUCAGAAAACGGCAGGAACAGCUUGGCAUAAGCGCCAACAAACUUCAGACUGACUGACUGGUCUGGUGGAAUGCCACGGUCGUCAUGCUCCAGCGGCUUUUCGAGCAAAGUAUCGCGGUGCAGUCUGUGCUCGCGGAUGAAACAGUCACUAAACCGAGCGUCCAGAAGUCACUUGCCAUGAGAGCAACACAGUGAGAGCUGGUGGAACAGCUAAUUCCAGUGCUGCAACCUUUGGCCAAGGCUACUGAAAUAAUGUGUGGUGAGAUGCACGUGGGGUUGUCUUUCCUCUAUCCAGUGAUUUUCAACAUGACCAGUACCACUCUGCGUGUUGAAGCAUCUUAUCUGGCAGCUGUACGAGCCUUCAAAAUAUACGGUUCGGCAGCAGUUUGAAAUGCGGUUGAAGUUGCAGGCUGAUGAUCUGACAGAAUCCAUCCUCAUUGUGGCCUGCAUGUUAGAUCCCAAGUUCAAAGAUCUUCAGUUCAUCCCAGAGAGUAAAAGAGAGGCUGCCCAGAGCCACCAAAAAAAGCCUGCAACAGGAUGAGGAAGAGAAGCUCGUAGCAACAGGUGAGGAUGUCCAAAACGAGGACACCAAUGAUAAAGAAGACAGUCACCCAGCCACCCCUUCUUGGCUGCACAGGAGAUGCCGGGGGCUACCGCAGGCUAACUCAGGUCGGUCCGCACCAACUACAUCAACACCUCCCUGGAAAAGUUGCAGAUGUGACAAAGUGUAAAUCUGAUAACUGUUGGAGAAGAAGAACAACAUAGCAGAAAGCCGGAGAAGUACACAGCGUAACGGAAGCAGUUUCAGAGGAUGAAUAGAGAGUAAAACUGUGUGAAAGAAGCAGAGGAGGACUGGAGAGACACACAUUGAAGGAAAGAGAGAAGCACACAAUAUAGAGAAGGAGUGAAGGAUAGUCACAUAAAGGAGAGAGAGGAAAGAAGAAGAACCUGGAAAAGCAUGAGAGAGGAGGAGCAGUCUAAAGAUGACCACCCUGAGGGAAGGGUGGUUUCCAGUGAGGAAGACACAGGAAGACAACCUUUGAACGCCUGUCCCGUCGUUGUGGCAAAACCAGGGGUAACCCGGCAUAAACGGCUGAUGGGCACACGUCAGGUUACCACAGUUACUCCCCCCACCCCAGCAGACAAUGGCAAAGUCCAGACAGGGGACGCCACCCAGAUUUACACGCUGACCGGACCUAAAAGACUCAAGAGGAGCCCUCAACAUCGACCACCUUCCUCAGACUGGUCCAUUUCUCCUGACCCUGGUCCUGGUCCCGGUAGUCUCUCAGCCCUUGAGGACCCACACGGCCAGCGGGUGAUAGCCAACAUCCGUGAACGGCAGCGGACGCAAUCUUUAAACGAAGCCUUCGCCUCAUUGCGUAAAAUAAUCCCAACUCUCCCCUCCGACAAACUAAGCAAGAUUCAGACCCUUAAGCUGGCGUCGCGAUACAUUGACUUUCUGUACCAGGUUUUGCAGAGUGAUGAGUUGGACACUAAGAUGGCUGGAUGUAACUACCUGGCCCACGAGAGACUGAGCUAUGCCUUCUCUGUCUGGAGGAUGGAGGGUGCCUGGUCGACCAUGUCUGCUGGUCAUUAGCUCUACCUUAAUGCAAGAUUUGUCCUUUGACUGUUGCCCUAAAAAGUGGGAUGAAUUCCUCAUUACAGGGAAAUAUUCUUACUUAACACAGAGUGUUGAGGAGGCGUCUGAACUGUGUCUGCUUACCAGUGGACUAUUUAUCACCUCAACUUAGAUUAUCUGUCUGUCUCAGUGAUUUAUGUGAGUAUUUGGAUGGAGCUGGUUUUUAAGCCACUACCCCUUCAUGAAAAUUGCAGUUUUCAUUGUUCAUUUCAGAUGUGACUAUGGAUUUUAGUGAUUCUAUUGUUUCUCUUGCCAAAAGCAGCUAUUGCGUGCAGGGACAUUGUUGAUUGUUGAUUGAUUCCUAGACAUUUGUACUGUUUACAUAGAUGACAAUGGAUGACAGGACAAUCUGAGACACAAAGACACCCAGACAUCAUUCAACAUUAACCAACCUGAUGGUUAGCGAUGCCCUGUCCUAAAUGUUGCCUCUACCUGACAGCACAGCUCACCCUGCUGGAACCCUCUGACAUCUCGGCUUUCUAGGGCUUUUGGAGCUUGACCUCUGGUUUCAUCCUCAUCAUCACCCUUGAUUUUAUCACCAUAAAUCACCAUAACUGACAUCAGUAUGAUCAUCAUCAUCAUUAAUAUCUUCAUCAUUAUAGGUAUGCAUAUUUUGAGCCACAUUUUAACUUCAUUAAAUGUUUUUAUUUAACUUUUUUUCUGCCUUGGCUAGCAAGUGUUUAAAGUUUUUUAAUAUAUACAAAGAGCAACAACUACAGCAUACAGGAAAGGAAUUAGAAAAAAGUGGACAACUGGAAAGACAAAAUUUGAUGUUUGAGAUACAUUUUGAGAUGAGACAUUGGACCUUUGACUUUUCUGUACACUUUCAACUCCUACUUUUCCAAGAGUCUGACAUAUUACUCUGAACCAAAGUCAUGGUGGAAAAACUAGCUGCAGGCAGCUGUCGUCCUAACUGAAUUUUCUCCUCUUUAUUUUCAAACCAAGCCCUUUUGUUUCUUCUAGUGCCAAAAAAACUCUCCUAGAAUUUCUUUCCUCUCAUUCUGGCCAAAAUUUGCUUGAGUUGCACAAAACCAUGAUGCGGCUACAGCGAGGCAUAAUGAAAACAAACGGUCUCUAAAAGACAUGAAUCAUGUGUGUCACCAUCAAAGGGGAGGCUGAUGUGGCUCCCCACUGGGCUCCCAUAAACCAAUGGAAGUGAUGGAGGAGGUGAGAGCUGAUUAAUGCACACACAAAUGUGCACACAGGCAUAGGUGUAGCCAUGUAGCCAGAACUGCCCAAAGUCUUGGGUUCGCAAAAAAGAGUGCCAUUUUAUUUAAAUGUCAUAAUCACAUCCAUGAUUACCAUAUUAUAUACAUGCAUUAAACAAAAAACUAAAAGUCAGUUUUUGUAUUGUUAUACCACUGUUUGUUGUCUUACCUGCCAAGCAAAUGAACCUGCAAGGUUAAGCUUAUAUUUAAUACAAACAACCGUAUUCAAAAUAUAUGGGGUUGACAUGCUGUUUGUAUUCAAUACAUAUCCAUGAACCACUUCUUACUUGCCAACAUGCAUGAAGCCCUGCAACCUAUCAUUAGAAUGUCCUAGGGAGGUAGCUAAUGUUUCCAGCUCCUAUGAAGAAAGCACAGUGUGGUCUCAGAAGGCUAACCUUCACAGACAUGUCAGUAGACACUUGACAUUAAAAAAUAAUUGAGUUAUGGGCCAAAAGAGAAAAGCAGCCCCUAUGCAUUUUGUAUUGAGUGGCUGAUUUAAAAAUCUGGGAGAGUAAUUUUGAAUGCAUAUUAAUUUCAUAAAGCAUUUGUCGACUUACUGAGACACUAUGACAGCUACUUAUUGGUAUCAGAAAAUUUACAUUGAAGCAAAUUUGGCAGUACCCUGUUGAUGUCCUAGUUAUUUUGUAAUUAUUUUAUUCAUAUGUCUAAAAUCCAAUAAUGAAUAUGUCAAUAUGUGUCCAAUAUGACCUCUACAAACUUUUAAAUGAAUCUAAGUGGUUACCAAAAUAUCAUAUCUGCCUUUUUGUCUUUCCAGCUGCUGAAUGAAGGGGCUGUGACCUUCACUGUACAUCUCUGGUCCAUGCUACCAUUUCUGCCAUUCUAAUCAUUUGGCCUUUAAUGCAGAUCUCACAUUUUGGAUAAAAGGAAUAUUUAAGAUUAUUAAAAGGCAUCUUGAUCAGUAGGCAGACUGACUAGUGGAAAGAGAACACAUCUCUGUACCAACUAAACCAACAAAGAGCUUUAUUGAAAAUAAAUGGACAACACAGGUCAAGCAAUAUUUGUGUUCAGUUUUUUCUUAAAGUACUAUAUUCCAAGAUAUUAUCCUAAGGAAACAGUUAAAGAAAUUUCAAGCUAGACUUAAGUCUCAGAAUGUGAUUAGUGUCUGUCUCUUGCACACCAGUUUACAGACAGGGUGUGAGAUUUUUUAAGGAGCAUGUACUUGAAGUAUGUACAGUGUGGUGCUAUACAAAUGAAUGUCACAGUAUGAUAAAUAUCACAAGCAGAAAAAGCAGAGAAUUGCCCUGGAGAAUUAGUUGUAGUGAUACAUACAGCACAUGUAUCAUUAUUUUUCUGAAAAAUAAAACUUUCCUCAAACAA
Messenger RNA from Micropterus dolomieu (smallmouth bass), 5290 nucleotides. RefSeq names its product twist-related protein 2-like. NCBI's taxonomy places the organism in Eukaryota, Metazoa, Chordata, Actinopteri, Centrarchiformes, Centrarchidae. Bases 2064 to 2702 code for a protein of 212 amino acids. The record is from RefSeq and is a predicted model, not a curated record. Gene Ontology annotation, biological process: developmental process; regulation of transcription by RNA polymerase II. The transcript has 5 exons. Gene Ontology annotation, molecular function: DNA-binding transcription factor activity, RNA polymerase II-specific; protein dimerization activity; RNA polymerase II transcription regulatory region sequence-specific DNA binding.